GGACAAUGACCAAAAGGACACUGGAUGGUCCUGAUCUCCAGGCCCUCAGGCAGCACUGCAUUAAAAACAGACAUGAAUCUGUGGUUGAAAUCACUGCAUGGAUUCAAAAUCACUUUUAAAAAAUCAUUGUCUGUGAACACAGCUCAUCACUGCAUCUCUAUGUGAAGAUUGAAACAGCACAAUGCAAAAAGACACCAGGUAUAAACAUGAUGCAGGAACAUCAGAGACUGCUCUGGACCUGAGUCUGUUUAAGGUGGAUUAAGGGGAUGUGGAAAAACUGCUGUUGUCUGACAAAUCACAACUUUACUUUCUCCUUAGAAACAAUAGAUCAAUGUCAGAGUCUGUCCCUUUUUGCCAUAAUGUUAACAGAGAACAAGGGAAAUAAGUCAAUCUUCUUUAAGUUAAUAGAUCUGAUUGUGGUCGUCCCUGAAACACUUAUCCUGUCUUAAAACAGCUGUAAGACAGCCUAACACAGCCUGUUGAUAAUGAGUCCGUCAUUGUUAUUUAUAUAUUGCAUGAAUUUGAUCAACUGUAUUCAAAUCUUUAUUCUACUUUCAAUUUUUUUUUAUCUCGUGGAGUAAACUUAAACAGUACCCGCCCCCUGAAGUAGUAUCCUCCAGCAGGGGGCGGUAAUGGUACAGCGCAGACGCCUCGAAGCGGGAACAAGGGAAGAAGAAGCAGCAGGAGUACUUCCAGGUUGUUGUUGGCGUGUGUCGUUUGCUUGUGGAUAAGUUGCGUCGAGGUCGUCUGUUCCUUUAUAAACAGCAAAAAAUAAUCAGCGGAGAUGGUAAGAAGCGAGUCUGACUUUGACAUUAUGUCACAUAAAUGUAUAGUAUGUUUGCAUGCUGUGUUUUAGCUGGAGUUUAGCUUGUUAGCACUGGCAGAGGCUAGCGGAGCCGCUCAUCAACCUUAGUAGAUAUACUAAUAAAAUCUUUGGAGAGUGUGUGAAACUUUUACAUCUGGCCGAACUUUUUAGAAGCCAUUCAUGAAUAAUUGAAUGUUGUUUCUCAGUGAGUUGGUAGCGUAGGCACAAUUACCUGAUAAAACAUCAGAAUUGUGAAUGGUGUUUGGUAGCAGCCGGUCCCGUUCUCAUUCAUGUUGAAAAGUGAAGUUAGACAACUGCCCCAGACUUAUUACUUAAGUAUGUUCGUUCUUUUAUUCUUUAUUCUGUUAAUUCUUGAGUGAUUCUGUUAUUCUUUUCAACCAUCAGUCUUUCAAAUUUUACUGCAGCGCGAAGUGUUGUUUGUGACCGCUGUAGAAGAAACAGCGACAGGCGAGAUAAACUGACAGAUUUUUGAAUGGAGUUUGGUGGUGGUUAAUCGUCUUUGCCUCAUUAUUUUUCUUAAGUUAUGCCAGAGCUUAAAGUUUUCUUAGGAGAAAAGAAACAAUCAAAUGACGUUUAACGUAGCUAAAAUUGUUGUUCAGUUAGAAAAUAACACUUGUAUCCACUUUUUUACAGGCAAGAAACGCUGAGAAGGCCAUGUGAGUAUUGUGUAGUUUUCACUUCUUUUAUUUUUGUUGUCAUGUUUUGGCCAACAGCUGCUAAGUGAGCUUUGACACAAGGGUAAUGAAGAUUUGUCGAUGCAUGUCUGUGACAGAAAUAUAAAGUUGUAAUUAAUUUCAGUAAGUCUACAGAUACCUGUAAAUAAAUAAAGUGUGACUUUCACCCAUACAAUUGCAGCUGAUCCAGAUGAUAAAGCAGUUUUUAUGAGAGGUGUCAGCAUCUGUGAUGAAGUUUAGAACUUUUGAUAAUUGUAAGUAGUUUAAAGAAACAAACAAGUCUUGGCCCUGAGCUUUCAUCAGUGUUUUACCCACAGUGUGAGUGAGUCUGUCCCAUUUAAUAAUAAGUGCUGCCGGAUGAUGAACCACAGAAAGAGAAUCUUUGAUUAGGAUCCUAUUCUGUGGCAUAACAUAAAUAAAGCAGUGGUAUUUCAUCAAUGUUGUGGAUGUUAUUUGAUGUAUCUGUUGACCUGCUGUCUCUAACUUUAGUCCUCUGUUGUGUCUUUCAGGACUGCUCUGGCUCGGUUCAGGCAGGCCCAGCUGGAGGAGGGGAAAGUCAAGGUCAGUUUCAACAGAGUUCUAGUACAUUUCCUGCUUUCUUUUAAAUCCAUCUUUUUACUAUGAGUGUAUUUAAACUCUGAACUUCUAUGUGAGUUAUAAUAACCACCUCAUAAUUUUCCUCUAGAGGCAUAAAAAAUAACACAUGUAACUUAAAGAUGUCUGAAACAAGAGUGUGAUCUGUUUUUAUAAGAGUGGUAUUGAAGUUUGAAUAAAGAAAGUCCAUCUCUUACCCGCCCUCAUGUCUCUUACCUGUUUGUCUGUCUGCAGGAGAGGAGACCUUACCUGGCGUCAGAGUGCAGUGAACUUCCUAAAGCUGAGAAAUGGAGACGACAGGUAAAAACUACAUAUAGCAAUUAUAAAGUUUGACUUUAUUUAAAUUUAACAUGGCAUUACAUUGAAAAAUUGAUGCCCAAUAUUAUCAGCACAGUAAAAAUAUUUUAUGAGGGACAUUUACGGUUAAUUAGAUAUUCAUUAAUUGGUUGUUAUGACGGUGCUGACAGACGUUUUUUUUACAUUUUCUGUCAGGUGGAGAUGAUCACCUGUGGUCUUGUGUUACUUUCAGCUGUCAGGGUGUCAGCAUUAGUAUGUUCAUUAUUCUCUCACAUUGUGUGUCUGUGUGUGUUUCAGAUCAUCAGCGAGAUCUCAAAGAAAGUGGCUCAGAUCCAAAAUGGUGAGUGUAUUGAUGAUAAUGUCUCACCUGAACCUCACAGGUAGAGAAACACAGUGAAAGUAAACAAAAAACUUCUGUUGGAUUUUGUCUUCCUCUCUGACCCGCCUUACUUGUCUCAUACCUGCAUGUUUCUCUCUCUCUCUCUCUCUCUUCCUCUCUUCUUUAACUUGUCUCUCUGUGGGCAGCUGGUCUUGGGGAGUUCAGGAUUCGAGAUUUGAAUGAUGAGAUCAACAAGCUGCUAAGAGAAAAAGGUCACUGGGAGGUCAGGAUCAAGGAGCUUGGAGGACCCGACUACGCGGUACGUAUCAACCCAAAACCAGAACUGGAACCAGUGCCUUAACUGGAACUAAUAACUGAAACCAGUAUUAUCUACAGAACCAGUAAUCAUUUCUGUAUCUAGAACCAAAAAACUGUGGUGUGUUAUUCAGAGCUUAAUGUAUUUUAGAGUUAUCCAUAAUAAAGAUGUCCAGAGUAAUAGAUCAUCCGUCCGUCUGUGUGUCUGUUUAUGUGUGUUCAGAGAGUGGGUCCUCGGAUGUUGGACCAUGAAGGGAAAGAGGUUCCUGGUAAUCGGGGGUAUAAGUACUUUGGAGCAGCCAGAGAUCUUCCUGGAGUCAGAGAGCUCUUCGAGAAGGAGCGUGCGUAAACUCCACCUGUUCCCCUUCUGUUAAUAUCAAAUCUGUCGUUUCUGUUCUGGCAUCUGAUUGGUCCUUUCUGAUCAUUUGACUUCCAGCCGCCCCAGCUUUGAGGAAGACGAGGGCGGAGCUGAUGAAGGAGGUAGACGCAGAAUACUACGGUUAUAGAGACGAAGACGAUGGGGUGCUGCUUCCUCUGGAGGCUCAGUAUGAAAAACAAGGUCUGAUGGAUUUCAAAUCAUCCUAAAAUCAUAAAUAGGCCAUUAAUAAUGGUAUGAAACUGCAUCCAGGUGGUGUCAGAGGCUUGCUUGAUUCAGGUGUAGGUUUUGGUACACACAUUUAUUGUGAGUGUGUCGUCAUGUUUGUAUUAUUCUGUGUACAGCUGUGAUUGAGGCAGUGCAGAAGUGGAAAACGGAGAGAGAGUCUCGUCUUUCAGGAGAUAAACAACAAGAGGAGGAAGAAGAGGAGAGCAUCUACACUGCCUACAACGAAGAGGUUAGCUUUCACAUUACGUCCCAGGAGCUUCCUUUUUUUUUUUUUUUAGAAGUUUCAAGGACUCCCAAGACAGAUAAAAAUGAAAAAGCCAGAAGAAGAGAUGCAGAAAAGUCUCAGACGAAGCAAAAUGUUGAUCCUGAAUUCUUGGUUUGUGUGUUUGCAGCCAGAGGAUGAGGAAAGCCGGGAGGAGCAGGAGGGAGAGGAGGGAGGAGUCACCUUCAUCGCACAUGUACCUGUACCCUCACAGAAAGAGGUGAGACAUACACUCGCGAUCAUCUUCUUUACGUUAGAGGAACUUCAACCUGGACCAUCACAACCUCAUAUCUAACCUGGUGAUAAUCUGAAACUUUGGGAUAAAUUUGACCCUUCAGACUGUUCUUAAAUAAAAUGAGGACAUGCAAAAUGUACCUGUACAGUGCAGAAUUUUUCCAGUAACAUAUAUAUUUUUCACAGAAGGUCCUUGUAGAGCAGAAUAUGCUUCUUAAAUAUAUAAAAGACCUAGACAGACAGAGAUUUUUACUGUAAAGCCUUUGUCACGAUGCAGACAUCGAGACUUUACACUGAAGAAUUCUACAGGUUACAAAAGUAACGGCAGAGCAAAGUCGCUCUGAUGGUGCAGAAGUAUUUUUUGCAAUGCACCAAUGUCAUCAUAUCUCUUAACUUGAAAGGAUUAUCAUUUUUAUGCAAAACUGUCAUUGUAGUGCAGGAAUACCAUAAAAGGCAGAGUUGCAGAGAUAUCUUAGCAGCUCAGGAAUGUCCCAGUGGUGCAGGAUUGUUCUCCUGCUGCAGAAAGCUCUUUGCAGUGAAGACGAUUCUCCACAGUCAAGUAGAAAUAGAAUUUUUUUCUUUUCAGUGCAGAAAAGUGUUGACUGUGCAGAAGAAGCUUUUUGGUGCCUAAGUGUCCUCUCCAUGCUGAAAUUUCUUCAUUGUGCAAGCAAGUCAUUGCAGUGCAUAAAUGUAGUUAUUGUGCAGAGUUAAACUUUCACGAAAUUAAUAUUCUGGCACAGUAGAAUUGUCCUCACAAUGCAGACACAUCCUCAUUGUGCUGAAAUAAAGCACAGAAGUCUAACCUCUCUGUCCAUCUCAGGUCGAGGAGGCUCUGGUUAGGAGGAAGAAGAUGGAGUUGUUGCAACGUUACGCCAGUGAGACUCUUCAAGCUCAGAGUCAGACAGCUAAAACGCUGCUGGGACUCUAACCCAUCUACCUGUGGUUCUAGUUUUGUAAAUAUCUGCUCAUUUUUGUACCUGACCUGUUUCAUAUUAAAGCUUUCUUCAGCUCA
This is a messenger RNA of Xyrichtys novacula (pearly razorfish), 5137 nucleotides long. The record is from the annotation of a GenBank genome assembly. Lineage: Eukaryota; Metazoa; Chordata; Actinopteri; Labriformes; Labridae.